AUGGCGGCGUUUCCGUGUAGGAAUGACGAACAUGAGACAAUAGCAGAGGUAGCUGCUUCUUCUUGCACCGUUGUGUCCACAGUUGUGUCCAGCUCGGAGACUGUCGAGGCAGUUUCCAGGGAAAGAAAUUCAGCCCUGCAGCAGGGCAACUGGGUGACGGUGAGGCAGCGUAGUCGUGGGUCAAAACACCGCUCUUCUGUUCCGAUCAAAACAUUAAACAGGUUCUCCCCACUCAGUGAUGCACCCACUGAGAAACCUGAUGAAAGUGCUCUAGUUAUUGGUGAUUCUAUUGUACGGAACGUGAAUAUAGAGACACCAGCCACCAUAGUCAAAUGUUUACCGGGAGCCAGAGCGCCUGACAUCUUGGCAAAUUUAAAAGUGCUGGCUAAUGCUAAACGUAAAUACAGUAAGAUUGUUAUUCAUGCCGGCGCUAAUGAUGUUCGACUUCGCCAGUCGGAGAUCACUAAAAAUAACAUUAAAGAGGUGUGUGAACUUGCAAGCACGAUGUCAGACACUGUAAUAUGCUCUGGUCCCCUCCCUGCUUACCGUGGUGAUGAGAUGCAUAGCAGAUUGUCAUCACUCAAUGGCUGGAUGUCUAAGUGGUGCCCACAGAAUAACAUAGGUUUCAUAGACAAUUGGACGAGCUUUUGGGGCAGACCUGACCUGUUUAAAAGAGAUGGUCUUCAUCCCUCCUGGGGUGGCGCCACUCUUCUCUCUAGAAAUAUGGCAAAUAGUCUU
Molecule: messenger RNA, 738 nt
Organism: Carassius carassius (crucian carp)
Lineage: Eukaryota; Metazoa; Chordata; Actinopteri; Cypriniformes; Cyprinidae
Exons: 2
Source: RefSeq, a predicted model, not a curated record